Messenger RNA from Arthroderma uncinatum, 2403 nucleotides. Its product is annotated as protein-tyrosine-phosphatase. Gene Ontology annotation, biological process: protein dephosphorylation. The transcript is spliced from 2 exons. NCBI's taxonomy places the organism in Eukaryota, Fungi, Ascomycota, Eurotiomycetes, Onygenales, Arthrodermataceae. Bases 1 to 2403 code for a protein of 800 amino acids. The record is from RefSeq and is a predicted model, not a curated record. Gene Ontology annotation, molecular function: protein tyrosine phosphatase activity.
AUGUCUACCACCGCAGCCACUUCACGCCCGUCGCCGGCUUGGGGCCCCGCGGCGCGCAUCUCGACGACCCCGGCUGGCCUGCCGCCGUCCACUCCCCCGUCUGCUGGUCAGAUAACCGCCUCCUUCUUUGCAAGCGGCGCCUUCUCGUCCCGCGCCUUUGAUGAGUCCAGCUCCGGCGGCUAUUUCGACCUGGUGGCCGCCAACGCCGCUCCCUCUCCCUCCAACGCAGCUCAGUUCUUCCAGGCCUCGAGGGACCGUGAUUUCUCCUUCAACAUGCCGUCUAGCGCAGGCGGCUCUGCGGGUGCCAGUGCCAGUGCCAGUGCAAACGUCACGCCCAAGUUCACCGUGGCCAGAAAGAACGCAGACAUGCUCGAGAGGAAGUUUGUUGGUCGACAUGCCGGAAGGACUGACGAACGGGGCGCCGAUCUGCCCGCCUCCCCCCUGCACGGAGGCCCCAAGAAGCUCGGCUUGGAUCUCAGUCCACGGCUACACCAGAGGGUUCACUACAAACCUGUUAACCCAGCCUUGUCUGAGGGCAACUCCCAGAUGUCCUCGGGGGCAUCGACGCCGACGGGGCCUCUUUCUGAAACCGCCAGACAUGCCCACCACUCGUCCGCUCCGAUGGCCGAUCAGUCGAGACUCCUCACGCCGGAGCAACCCUUUGUGCUCCAUCGGGCACAGUCGACUCCCGUCGGCGCCAACGUCGACAUGGGCGAUGUCAAGAUGAUAUCCGCUGAACGGUGCCUGGAAAUCUUGAAAUCUUCGAGAAACGAGACCCUUCUCUUGGAUGUACGCCCGCUACUGCAGUUCACUCGAUCCCACAUCACGGGAUCCCUGAACCUUUGCAUUCCAACCACCCUCCUCAAACGGCCGUCCUUUAACCUGCAGAAGGUCGAGGACACCUUUGGCAAUGGUCAGGAGAAGUCAAACUUCAACAAGUGGCGUACGAGCACCCGGAUUAUCGUCUACGACCUUUCUACCACUCACGCCAAGGAUGCUGCUCUCCUCAUGAACUUGCUCAAGAAAUUUACCAGAGAAGGCUGGACCGGAGAGCCGUUGAUUCUAGCCGGGGGAUUUUCCCGUUUUGCCGCCGAUUUUCCCGGUUGGAUCGAACGUUCUCAGCAGCCGGCUACCUCUUCUUCCGCCUCUUCAUCCACCUACGGGAAGAGUCCCUUGUCCAUCAGCCUGACUCUACCGACUACCGCCCCGUCGGUCGUGGGAGGGUGUGCAAUGCCGACCCCUUCGUCAAACUCCGUCACCCCUUUCUUCUCAAACAUUCGCCAGAAUGUAGAUCUCGUCGGCGGAGUCGGCCAGCUGCCCGUCAACCUUCCCCCCAGCAUGGACGAAUCUACCAAAUCUUCGUUGCCGUCCUGGCUGGCCCGGGUAGCUGACUCGGCCGACGGUGGGAGGACGGCUGCCCUCCAGUUUCUAAAUAUCGAGGUAUCUGAGCAGAGCCGCAUGCAGCAGGCUCUUUCUAACCCGAGCACGUCUAUCCACUUAGGACAAGGCCCUACCAAGCGCCCGGUGAAGAUUGCAGGUAUUGAAAAGGGGUCGAAAAACAGAUACAACAACAUAUACCCGUACGACCACUCUCGAGUCAAAUUGCAGGACACCACCGAAAGCGCCUGCGACUACAUCAAUGCGAGCUUCGUUCGCUCCUCUCGAUCAAACAAACGCUACAUUGCCACACAGGCGCCGAUGCCGUCCACCUUCAAUGACUUUUGGCGAGUCGUAUGGGAGCAGGGUAUACGACUUAUUGUCAUGCUCACAGCCGAAACUGACGGCGCACAGGUUAAAUGCCACUACUACUGGAACUCAGCCGACUACGGCAACCUGAAAGUGCAGCUCGUCAGCGAAGGCACUAUUCCUCUCGAUCCGAGCGGUAUGCUGCAGUCGACGGAGGAGUCACCUUUCUUCAACAUUCGGCACUUCAGCAUCACCAACUCCAAAGCGCCCUUCGAGCCGCCAAGGGAGGUCACACAGAUCCAGUACACGGACUGGCCCGACUUUGGAGCCCCAGCAAAACCCUAUCAUCUACUGCGUCUGAUUGAGGAAUGCGAUUCCAUCGUGAAGCCCUCGAGCAGUCGAUCGGCAGCACAGGUGGGGAGACCGGAUCCUGCAGGCCAGCGCAAGGUAAUCGUCCACUGCAGCGCAGGCUGCGGCAGAACAGGGACCUUUUGCACCGUAGACAGCGUAAUCGACAUGCUUAAACGACAGAGGAAAGCGGCUCAGAACCCGGUCAGAACCGAGCCGGGCUGGGUAUAUGAAGAUAACACCGACCUUGUCGCCGCUACCGUUGAAGACUUCCGGUCACAGCGACUGAGCAUGGUCCAGAACCUCCGACAGUUUGUGCUUUGCUACGAAUCUGUUCUAGAGUGGCUGGCGUCGGGCGCCGAGAUGUAA